GGGUCUUCACUUGACGUGUGUGCUGCGGCAGCGGGAGACUUUCCAACCUUUUCACUCCGGGCUCUUUAAACUCCCGCUUCUACCCGCACGACCGUCCGCUUCUCCGGAGACACAGCAGCCGAGUCCAUCCGUGUGAACACCGCUUCCAGUCAUGCCUCGAGGGGGGAAAAAGAACCACAAGGGCCGGGGAAAGCAGUUCAGCAACCCCGAGGAGAUCGACCGACAGAUGAAAGCACAGAAGGAGUUGGAAGAAAGUGGCGGUGCAGAAAAAAAGAGCGAUGACGAGUCUGAGGAGGAGAGCAGCAGCGAUGAAGAGUCUCUGUCCAGAAAGAGGAGUGGAGUGGAAGGGCUUAUAGAGAUUGAAAAUCCAAACCGUGUGUCCCAAAAGAACAAAAAGGUGACUGAAAUAGAUGUCGCUGCACCCAGAGAACUGAGUCGCAGAGAGAGAGAGGAGAUAGAGAAGCAGAAAUCUAAGGAGCGCUACAUGAAACUCCAUCUUGAGGGGAAGACUGAUCAGGCCAGGGCCGACCUCGCCAGACUGGCCAUCAUCAAGAAACAGAGGGAGGAUGCGGCCAAGAAGAGAGACGAUGUCAAGAAAGACAAAGAAGCAGAUGACGGCAAAGCAAAGCGCUAGUGCUCCAUCUGUAAGCUUCAUCAUGCACUUCAGUCUCAGAGGGAUGGAGAGAGGAGGAGAUCUGGAGGAGGAAAAGGA
Limanda limanda (common dab) is the source of this 712-nucleotide messenger RNA. It is a transcript of the gene pdap1a, whose product is annotated as pdgfa associated protein 1a. The record is from RefSeq and is a predicted model, not a curated record. Gene Ontology annotation, molecular function: RNA binding. Gene Ontology annotation, cellular component: cytosol. Bases 152 to 634 code for a protein of 160 amino acids. Lineage: Eukaryota; Metazoa; Chordata; Actinopteri; Pleuronectiformes; Pleuronectidae. The transcript has 6 exons.